AUGAGUGCGUGCGCCGUCUGGCACUUCACUCCGUUGGUCAUUGUGAAGGCGAAUUUCAACGAAGAGGAGAUGACGGCGGCCAAGAACGCGCUGAAGAAGUUGAGCAAAACUCAGAGGUACGUUCGGCAAAUUGUCGCUUCCGCAGCUUCUGUUUUAUUUUCAGAACCACGUACAAUGUGCUCAGUUCGAAAAGCGGCAGCUCGAUAGAAGUCUCCGACGCGGAUCACAGCGAACACAGCUACAGAGCCGUAAGAGCAAAUGAGAGGGGGGAAAGAUUGAAAAGGAAAACUUGCAGAAAGUGACGAGAACGAAAGACGGUGAAAACGGAGAUUGA
This is a messenger RNA of Caenorhabditis sp. 36 PRJEB53466, 334 nucleotides long. The record is from the annotation of a GenBank genome assembly. Lineage: Eukaryota; Metazoa; Nematoda; Chromadorea; Rhabditida; Rhabditidae.